Molecule: messenger RNA, 804 nt
Organism: Bursaphelenchus xylophilus (pine wood nematode)
Lineage: Eukaryota; Metazoa; Nematoda; Chromadorea; Rhabditida; Aphelenchoididae
Source: the annotation of a GenBank genome assembly
AUGAACAUCUUUCGGUUAGUAGCAGAUGCGUCGCAUCUUCUGGCCAUUGGGAUUCUUUUGGCCAAGAUCUGGAAGACGAGGUCUUGUGCAGGUAAGGUUGUUCUCCAUUUCAUUAGACGUUUAUAUUUUAGGUAUAUCCGGGAAAUCCCAAGUGCUGUUUGCGAUUGUCUUCAUUUGCCGAUAUUUGGAUUUGUUCACCAACUUUGUUUCGCUUUACAAUUCGGUCAUGAAGGUAAGUGAAAACCGUUUUUUUGGUAAUUUACUUUUUAGUUGUUCUUCUUGGCUUCAUCAAUUGGAACCGUUUACCUUAUCUAUUUCAAGUUUAGAGCAACUUACGACAGGUACGUUUUUCGAGACUUAAUUUAUUUUUUACUGCGUUCAGGAAUCACGAUACCUUCCGAAUUGAGUUCCUGCUUGUUCCGACAGCUAUUUUGGGUCUUCUCAUCAACCAUGAAUUUUCAAUUAUGGAAAUUCUGUGGACCUUCUCCAUUUACUUGGAAUCCGUUGCCAUCAUGCCUCAGUUAUACAUGUUACAGACUACCGGAUCCGCCGAAACUAUUACUGCUCACUAUCUCUUUGCUCUUGGAUCUUAUCGAGCCUUGUACAUCUUCAACUGGAUCUACCGUUAUUAUAACGAAACCUUCCUGGAUGUAAUUGCAGUCGUCGCUGGGAUCGUGCAGACCGUUUUAUAUGCCGACUUCUUCUAUCUUUAUGUCACAAAAGGUAACUUUAAUCUCAACUGCACUGAAUUACAUGCUCUUUUCAGUAAUCCAACAAAAUCGCAACAUCCAAUUGCCAGCCUAA